Molecule: messenger RNA, 2409 nt
Organism: Morone saxatilis (striped sea-bass)
Lineage: Eukaryota; Metazoa; Chordata; Actinopteri; Moronidae
Gene: gabra6a
Product: gamma-aminobutyric acid type A receptor subunit alpha6a
Exons: 10
Coding region: 98-1429 (443 amino acids)
Biological process (GO): nervous system process; gamma-aminobutyric acid signaling pathway; regulation of postsynaptic membrane potential
Cellular component (GO): postsynapse; dendrite membrane; GABA-A receptor complex
Molecular function (GO): inhibitory extracellular ligand-gated monoatomic ion channel activity; transmitter-gated monoatomic ion channel activity involved in regulation of postsynaptic membrane potential; benzodiazepine receptor activity
Source: RefSeq, a predicted model, not a curated record
ACUUCCGGUUGUGGACAGUGUUGUGGCUGCAGUGCCAGCUGCUGUCUGAUUGACGGAACUGCAACAAGAGAAACAAGAUUGGUCUUGUAAGGUGUAUAUGUCAUACUUUUAUUGCCAUUGCUGUAGUGUAAAUCGUCUUGGUAAUGUAAGUGGAAAUGAGAAGAUUAACUCAGACAACAUCACUCGCAUUUUGGAUCGACUUUUGGAUGGUUAUGACAACAGACUGCGACCUGGAUCUGGAGGUGGUGUCACAGAGGUGAAAACAGACAUCUUUGUCACCAGCUUUGGACCCGUUUCAGAUGUUGAGAUGGAGUUCACCAUGGACAUGUUCUUCCGUCAGAUGUGGGUUGAUGAGCGGCUAAAAUUCGAGGGCCCCACUGAAAUCCUCCGACUGAACAACCGCAUGGUGGACAAGAUCUGGACGCCAGACACCUUCUUCCGAAACUCCAAGAAGUCCAUUUCUCAUAACACAACAUCGCCUAACAAACUAUUCCGCAUCAUGCAGAACGGGACUGUCCUCUACACCAUGAGACUGACAAUCAGCGCAGAGUGUCCAAUGAGGCUGAUGGACUUCCCUAUGGACGGCCACGCCUGUCCCCUCAGGUUUGGAAGCUAUGCUUACACAAGCAGUGAAAUCGUGUUCACUUGGAGGAAGGGGCCAAUAGCAUCUGUCGAGUGUCCCCCGGAGUCCAUGAGUCUUCUGCAGUAUGAUCUGGUGGGACAGACGUUGUCCACUGAGCUAUUCAAAUCCAACACAGGUCAAUACUCUGUGAAGGUGGUCCAUUUCCACCUCCAGAGGAAGCUGGGCUACUAUCUCAUUCAGACUUACAUCCCUCUAAUCAUGGUUGUUGUGCUGUCACAAGUCUCGUUUUGGAUCAACAAAGAGUCUGUUCCUGCACGCACAGUUGCUGGCAUCACCACAGUGCUGACCAUGACUACCUUGAGCAUCAGCGCCCGAGAGUCACUUCCCAAAGUAGCGUAUGCCACCGCCAUGGAUUGGUUCAUUGCUGUGUGUUUUGCCUUUGUGGCGUCGGCUCUAGUCGAGUUCGCAGCAGUAAACUACUUUGCCACCCUCCAGGCCCACCGUCUGAAGAAACAGAAAGCUAGACAAGACAAGCUUGAGGUUUUGGCUCAAAACAGCGAGGAUGGAGACACAGUUUCGUUGGACAGCAGCCCUCAGGAAAGCCUGAAGAGGAGAAACCACUCAGUGUGUCGCAGUGAGCCAGGAGAUGCUCCACCGCUGCCGAUUUUCCUCCAGCAGGGCUCAGCUUUUCCCCAAAUCCCUCAGCUGGCCGGCACCAGCCCCAUCGACGCCUACGCCCGUAUCCUCUUCCCCCUGGCCUUCGCCCUUUUCAAUUUAGUCUACUGGUACAUCUACCUGGCCAAGGACAGCAUGGAGAGUGCCAGGGACGUGCAACUUCACAACUAAGAGGACCUGGGAAAGGGCACGUGCAGCUGGAGAGACCUUCAGCAUCCAGCCAGCCUCACCUCACCAUCCUCUGUGUGUGUGUGUGUGCGUGUGUGUGUGUGUAUGAGAACAAGCUCUCAGCAGUCACUCUGCUCUCAUCUGACAGAGGAAAUGAAUCAGAAACUCAUUUAUUCUCCUGCCGCACAUCUAUUCAUUUCACAGGCUGUGACCACUGCCCACUUGUGUUCUGAUCAGUAGCUGAAGAGCUGCCCUUCACGGGCCUCAAUCACUUUAAAGCCCGCCGCGUACACACAACAACUUCUCAGGCCCCCGGACCGAGAUAGACGCCAUACACACACACACAUACAGUAUGCAUGACACUCAGACUCACACACACACACACACACACACAAACCAAGAAACACAUCAAAAAGAAGUGGAUGAUAUAAUCUAUGAUGGCUGUAACUGGUGGUGAUGCAACAGUGAACCAAUGCUUUCAGAAGCCUGCCCUCUACAGAAACACAGCUCCCACUACAACAAGAUCAAAGGCAAUUUAGAAGAGGCUCGCAUCCCUCCCCGUGGCUUCAAAAAUGUACUCAAACCUGAGAAAAUGAAUUGUGGGAUUGUGUUUUCCAUCCCACCUUUCUGCUCUGGCGCUCUGGUGCUCCCUUUGCAUUUCCAGAUCCACUGCAGGUCCUCUGAAGACAUUGCAGGGAAGAGUAGGAUACAAUACCCAUGGGUGUUGAUGACAUUAAUUUUCUAUUUUCGUAUGGAUGGCGCACGAUUGUUGGGCGCAGAUGUUUGUAUGUAAAGUGUCUGCUCUUAUGGGAUGGAGUGAUGUUGGUCUUUUUUUUUUUUUUGUCCUGUAACAUAAAAACUGAAGGAAUAAACUUGAUCUUAACUUGACAUUUAGACCACUUUAACCCUGCAGAGCAUCCCAUUGUUUGACCUUGUCAGGAUAUAGACAAACUUAUCUGCCAUGUAAUAAACGUAAAAAUAAA